AUGGCCUCAGCCCUGACCCACAGUCCCAGAAAGGCAUUGCUCUGGGCCUUGUGUGAUCUUGAGGAGAGUGAUUUCAAACUACUAAAGUUCUACUUAAAGGAUGUGACCCUGGCUGUGGGCCAGUGCCAUCUGGCCUGAGGGGAGCUGGAGGGCCUGAGUUGGGUGGACCUGGCAUCAGGACCGAUCUUCACACAUAGAGCUCAGGAAGCUGUGAGAGUGGUUCUAGAUCUGUUAAAGGCCUUGAACUUGUUGGAACUCAUGGACCAACUCAAUCAGAUCUGUCUCUCGGGUUACAGAGAAAUAUGCCGGGAGCAUGUGUGCUGCCUAGGGGAAAGGCAAGACGAGGGAGUCAACAGCAGCUACAACCAGAGGCUCCUGUGGCCAGGCCCAGCUCAGGGAGCAGGAUCACCGACCUACUCUGACCUGGAACAGGAGCUGGACUCUCUGGUGCUGGAGGAAGUAUUUGAUCCCAUGGAAAAUCCCUCAUCAACUCACCCUUAAUGGUGCUGCAGGGUCUGCUGGCACCAAGAAGACAACCCUGGUCAGAAAAAUGGAGCUGGACUGGACCAUUUUGAUACCCAGACUGGCUUGUCUGUGUUUUUUAUGUGAGCUGUGGAGAAGCAACACUUCUGCUUGAGUGCAACCUGCACCAGCUCCUCUUCUGAAGUUGUGGGGACAGUCAAGCCCCUGCUACAGAGAUUCUGAAGCAACCAGAGAGACUACGGCUCAUACUGGAUGGCUUUGAUGUGCUACAGAGGCCUUUUUAAGGAGAGCUGAGAAAGCGGUGCUUGAGUCCCGUGGAGAAUGUGUCGCAGCUUUUAAUUAGGAGAAGUUCAC
Molecule: messenger RNA, 837 nt
Organism: Chinchilla lanigera (long-tailed chinchilla)
Lineage: Eukaryota; Metazoa; Chordata; Mammalia; Rodentia; Chinchillidae
Product: NACHT, LRR and PYD domains-containing protein 10
Source: RefSeq, a predicted model, not a curated record